AUGUCGGGUGCCGAGAGGUGGACCGGCCGUUGCCUCGUCACCUCCAAGGUGAGGAUUCGCCUACAGACUCACAGGCGACCUCAAGAUAGGCGUUUCCCUGCUGAGUUGAAUAUCGGUUUGUUGUCGUUGGCUGCACACCUUCUCCAAUUCAGCAAUGAACUGGCCCAAAGGCUAGCCAACCUUACAGUCGUCGUCGCCGCCGCCGCAAACGCCGCCGACGAGAACGCCUCUGUGGCAGCUGAUAGUGCCAGCUGUGGCACACGGUGCAGUCUACCACCCUAG
Messenger RNA from Spirometra erinaceieuropaei, 282 nucleotides. The record is from the annotation of a GenBank genome assembly. Lineage: Eukaryota; Metazoa; Platyhelminthes; Cestoda; Diphyllobothriidea; Diphyllobothriidae.